Messenger RNA from Trematomus bernacchii (emerald rockcod), 420 nucleotides. RefSeq names its product spore coat protein G-like. The transcript is spliced from 2 exons. Lineage: Eukaryota; Metazoa; Chordata; Actinopteri; Perciformes; Nototheniidae. The record is from RefSeq and is a predicted model, not a curated record. Bases 1 to 420 code for a protein of 139 amino acids.
AUGUACACGUACCAGAAGAAGUACACGUACCAGAAGAUGCACACGUACCAGAAGAAGUACACGUACCAGAAGAAGUACACGUACCAGAAGAAGUACACGUACCAGAAGAUGUACACGUACCAGAAGAAGAACACGUACCAGAAGAAAAGAAGGUACACGUACCAGAAGAAGUACACGUACCAGAAAGAUGCACACGCACCAGAAGAGUACACGUACCAGUACCGAAGAAGUACACGUACCAGAAGAGUACACGUACCAGAAGAAGUACAACGUACCAGUACCAGAAGAAAGUACACGUACCAGAAGAAGUACACGUACCAGAAGAAGUACACGUACCAGUACCAGAAGAAGUACACGUACCAGAAGAAGUACACGUACCAGAAGAAGUACACGUACCAGAAGAAGUACACGUACCAGUAG